CUCGUCGUCCGGCGGCUGUCACAGGCGCAGGCCCAGCGAAAGCAAAACAGUUGCGCCUCGAGAAACCGACAGCCACUCCGAGCACUGCGUCGGGAACGAAAUCCCGAUGCGGCCCGAUGUAGACAUACGGGAGGUGGAAAUUACGAUGUGGAUGGAGUUUGAGGAACAAGAUUCUUUUUUCUUUCUCUCUUGGUCGAUGGGAAGAUGUUUGCUGAAUUUGGCUUGAGCGAGGACCGAUCGAAUUACUCCAGUGGGGACUGACUGGUGAUUUGUAUACCACAGAGAAGGGAAUUGAAAGUUCAGGGAAUGGAGGAUGUGCGGCUAGGGCGGUGUGAAGGUGCCGAAGGAGUGGGAAAGAUGGGCAAGUGGGUUCACAAGCUCGCCAGAUUUUAUGCUCCUUGUGCGCUGCCUCUGCUUUGUGUUACGAUGGGUUUGUGGAUUCCUGAGAGUCCUGGAAGUCGCUCGGGAAGUAAAUCCUCCAUCUCUGGGUGAUUGAGGUUAACCUAGGGUUGAAUGCAGCAGAACUCUAGACACAGUUAGAGGAAUUCGGUCGCUUAAAUUCGAGGAGCACAUUUGUCAGAGCCUCAAUUCGUUCCUGUGAUUUGCCGCGUAUCUCAAUCUAGAGCGUAAGUUCUAGUUUCUACUUCGGCUCGAAGCAUAAUUCAAAUUCUAGAUUAGGACUGAAAAAUUUGGGGAGAUUAUCGGAUCAAUUUCAAUAUGGAAACGCUCUGUUCUAUUCCCAAGUUAACUUCAAGGUGUCUGUCUUUCUCGACCUCUCUUCUCGAAUUGUCAAGAUUUCAUUCAUUUUGCCCCGGUUUACCUCAAGAGCUUAAUGUUAGGCGAGGAAGAACUGCGUUCAGAUUACGAGCGCAACCAUGCAGUGGAAUCUCCACGAUUCAUGUGAAGGAGUCGAGGGUGUCAAGGAGACAGACAAUUCGUUGCGUAGGAUCUGGACCCGAGCCCGAGCCGUACGAUCCAGAUUUUCCAAAGGAAGAAGUGUUUUUGUAUCGAAGGACGGUUUAUGAUCACAAAGACUGGUCCCGGCACCGCAGUAGUUUGCGACACAGUCGCCAUAUUCUUUCCAUGCGAUCUUCGAGAGUCAUUUUAGCUCUGUGGCCUCCAGUUUUUGGGCUGACUACGGUGUCUAUUGCGCUCUCUGCGUACAAUGAGUGCAUACUGAGUCACUGGUUACCUUCCUUCCUCCCGUUGUUACAUGUCUCGGCGACUCCCUUCCAGUUAAUGGCCCCUGCCUUGGCUUUGCUGCUUGUGUUUCGGACAAAUGCCUCGUAUGCCAGGUUUGAUGAGGCCAGAAGGGCGUGGGGUUCGAAUGUGAACAGGACGAGGGACAUUACCAGACAAGCGUUGACUUGGAUGCAGCACCCUUCAGAUGCCGAGAAGGUCAAAAAGCUGAUACGUCAUUGUGUAGCAUUCAAUGUAUGUAUGAAACACCAUCUGGUGAGAGGUGGAGACUUGCGGGAUGAUCUACAUUCUUGGAUUGACAAGGAGGAAAUUGACGGAAUUCUAGCUUCUACUCAUCGGCCCAACUACGUUUUGCAAGUCAUGUCAGAAAUAAUCCACAGCUGCAGCAUAACAGAGAUGCAGUUAACUCGAAUGGAUGUAAACAUGACUCAAUUUGCUGACAAUCUGGGAGCCUGUGAGCGAAUAUUCAAGACUCCAAUUCCUCUAUCAUAUACUCGAUUGACAUCCAGAUUCCUCGUGUUGUGGCACAUUGCCCUUCCUUUAGCUUUGUGGGAUCAUUGUCAAUGGGUUUCUGUUCCGGCCACAUUUCUGAGUGCAGGUGCUUUGUUCUGCAUUGAGGAGGUGGGAGUUCUCAUUGAGGAACCUUUCCAGAUCUUUCCUCUUGACAAUAUUUGCAGUACUAUCAAGAAGAAUGUUGACGGUCUUAUACUGGCUCAUACAGAAAUUCACCACUGCCACAAACAUCCCCCCAAGGGAUGUGACAUUCCGAAGAAGAAAAGUUCAGGUGACGCGCCUAAGUCUUAGUAAGAAUUCGGAGACCGACUGACUGCAGUUCAUCACACCAAGUGGAUCUCAAUGCCUGUAUUCCUGUCAUUUGCUUGAUGACAUACGCCACCGACCUUCACAUGGUGCAAGCUGCAGAUCUCUUACGUAUAUACUAAAUGUUCUGAUGAUGUAAACAUAAGAUGUUGUAGAGUAUGGAUGAUACGCCCAUGGACAUGGGUACCAGUAGAGAUCAUUGCCCUCUGUUCCUCGUUGCUUCUUUCUGUCUACAUCCCGGAGAUUUGCCUGAACUGUCGAGAUGGGACUAGUGACCCUUUCCUUGCAAGUUAACGGCAUGAAGGGACUCUGCACGACCAUGCCCACGUCAAGCUCGUUCCUUCAAAUGAAGCUAGAAGAUCUGGGCAUGAAUUUCGGUGAAUCAGAAGGAUACAGUGGAUAGUAGGUUUGAUACUAGGCUCAGUUAUCAAGAAUUUAUUUCCUGAUUUAGUGGGUGCAAGAUUAAGGAGGUCCUUUAUAAGCUGACUUGUACCCUUUCACUCUUCCUCCGUUGUACCACUGUAUAUAAUACAUUUACCAAUUUUGAGUAGAAUCUGCCAACAUGAUCGAAAAUGGUGCCAACGAUGUGCAUCGCCAACUGACAGCCGGAAGGACCAAGUGGAAAGUGGUGGAUGCACCUGGGAAAUAUCUACUCCGUUUCAUGCAUAGUUCCCCACACCAUCUGCGAAGUUGUACAUUUUUCUUGUCUGAAUUAUUCAUGACCUUUUAAGCUUUCAAAAUU
This is a messenger RNA of Marchantia polymorpha subsp. ruderalis, 2761 nucleotides long. NCBI's taxonomy places the organism in Eukaryota, Viridiplantae, Streptophyta, Marchantiopsida, Marchantiales, Marchantiaceae. The record is from the annotation of a GenBank genome assembly.